Molecule: messenger RNA, 4284 nt
Organism: Schistosoma margrebowiei
Lineage: Eukaryota; Metazoa; Platyhelminthes; Trematoda; Strigeidida; Schistosomatidae
Source: the annotation of a GenBank genome assembly
CAUUGGUGUCCGCACCUUCCAUUGAAUCUUCCAAGAGAAGACUGGAAACUCACAGAAGCAUACUAGAAAAGGGAUAAAAUGGCCGUAGGCCUUCUGUCCUAACUACACAAAUCUGAAUCUGAAAUCAGAGAGAGCGGUUACAUCAGAUCAUCCGUUACGUUCUUGUGGAUAUGGCGGUUGAUGUUCAUAAAGAGGUUUCGCCUACAAAAUUUAUUGAUAGAAUAGAUAUAAAUAAUGAAGACUACAUUCGAGAAUUGUUAAGGCCUCCAGAUAUCAAGGAGGAUGUGAAACUAAUGCAGGAACGUAGUCGCGUUUCACUCAUCUUACGUUCUGCAUAUUUUCGGAAAGAAUUGGAAAAGAUCGUGGCAUCAUCAUUAAAAUCUGGGUGUCUUAACGCUAAUGUUAUCGCUCUUAAGCAAAUAGUUGAGUAUCUGACACCACAAACUCGACUAGGAUCUUCUGCUUUCACAAGAGGUGCCACUGUCCCUGUAGUACCAAUUAAUGAUUUACGCACUGUUCAACUUGGCAGUUACGUUAAAGGGGAACGCCUUAUACGAUGUAAAUUGGCUUCUGUUUACCGAUUAGUUGACAUCUUUGGUUGGAAUACAGGGAUCAAUAAUCAUAUUACGGCUCGGGUUUCUCGAGAUGCUGACGAAUAUCUGAUCAAUCCCAUUGGUUUACUGUACAACGAACUAACCGCCUCUUCUCUCGUAAAAAUUAACCUUGAAGGGUCUAUUUUGGUUCAAGGAUCUGUUGAUCUAGGCAUUGAUAGGCAGAGUUGGAUGUUGCAUGCGGCUGUUCACAGUGUCAGACCAGAUGUCAGAUGUAUUAUUCAUCUAAGUACUUCAGCUGCAGUAGCAGUAUCAUGUACAAAUGCAGGUCUUUUACCAAUCAGUCAAGAAGCCAUGAUUUUGGGUGAGACAGCUGUUUACGACCCGUUAAUUGUUUUGAAUAAUCUUCAGCAAAAUGGGGAGGAAGACUUAGACUCUCGUAAAGAGCAUCAUUUUAAUGCACAGAAAGCAGAAAUAUCUCGGUUAUUUUCGGAAAAAUCUCCCAGUUGUAUGGUUUUAUUGGUUCGUAGUUAUGGUCUCUUAGCUUUGGGACAAUCGAUUGAGGAAGCAUGGUUUAUUGCUUUUACAUCCAUGUUAGCGUGUGAAGCACAGUUACGUUUGGCAAGCAUCAGUUUGGAUGAAUUGGUUAUCCCUACCAAAGAAGCUCAAGAAGCCGCUUACUCCGUAGGACGUACUCCCUCUGCUGUUCAGUUGCGAGUUGGCGAAGUCACUGGUAGUUUAGGUUGGAGGCGUGGAGAACUUGAAUUCGAGGCAUUAAUGCGUAGAUUGGACUCUGCUGGAUACCAUACGGGCUAUGUUUACCGGCUAAGUCAAGUACGCCAGGGUUCAACUGCUGCAUCAACUCUCCAGCGUCCGUCAGCAGAUUUACCGGAUAAUGCCUCCACUCAAAAAUCUCGUGACGCCGCAGCCCAUGUUCGUCGUGCAGCUAGUCUUGGUCGUGGUCUUCGUGGCCUCAAAGAUGUAGAGAUACCGCCUACAGUUUCAUCUUUUGCAACUUCAUACUACGGGGAUGAGGAAAGUAGAGCUACUGCUAUUGCUGAAAUGAAAGCCAAAACACUCUCACUUUCACGUGCACAUUGGCUGAGUACACCAAAUGCGUACCUUCGGGAAGAGAUUGAAGAAGUGGGUACUCCGAAUCCUAAAAAGAUAACCCACUGGACAGAGGGGUCAGAUAUCAAUAAAACACGCACCGGUGGAGUAGCUGUCCCGCUGAUUGAUCCCAAUCAAUUUGCAUUGCAGGGUUCGGAUCCACAGGAGUUUAAAAAUCAACAGAAGAAGGUGAAAGAUAAAUAUUACAAGGAUGUAAGGUCUGCUGGACCAAAAUCUCGAAUUUUACAAGGUAUUGACUUAGAAGAUGAGUCAGAUGAAACUGAUGGUGGGAUCGCAUCACCUAAGGUUGUCAGUCCGAAAGGCACACUACUUCGAUUGGAUCCUUCCAACCCUCCGUCUCUGGAGCCUGGACAUGUUGUUGUGGUUGGGGCAGCUAGUAAAGGUAUCAUAAAUCGUAAUCAGAGACACAAUGUUGGUGUUUACCAGUCUCUAUACUCGCCAAAUCCAUUCGAUAGGAUGACAGACGAAGAUCUUGAGCGCUACAAAGAAAAUGUUGAACGCAAAGCUAAAGGUUUACCCUCAUUAGAGGAGGAAGAGGCAAGAGCUCGCAUAGAGGAAGCUCGGCAGGCUGUGGUGGUGGCACGAGAGGCGAUGGAAGCAGCCUCUCGUAUGGGUACAGAACAAAAAUAUAAUGGAGAACCUAGUUUAGACGUAAGUCGUAUUCAUGCAGUUCGGUCAGAUACCAGUGGAGCUGAAGCUAGCCAUGAUGAUACUGAAAAAGAGUUCCUACAUACAUUACGACAUUCGGUGCCAUGUGAUGGACGAUUAAUUAGUUUUAUAUUGAGUAAACAAUAGAAUAAUAUGAUGCGAAUUUCAAAAAAACAAAAUUACGUCAUAUACAUUGUUUUCAGGCUGAUUAUUUGUUUAAGAGGAUAAAUUUUUUAUGAACCAGGGUUCAAUCGUAUUCUAGAAUUAUUCUUUAAAGAAACGUUAAAAAUGUUUCAUAAACUCAAAAAUUGGAAAGUAAUCAUUUACAAAAUGUCAAUUUGAACAGGUAAAGGCAUUUUAUUUAGUCAAUAAUUAAAUACCUCGUAAAAAGAUUACAUAAGUGUUUUAUUUGUUUAAACUAAGAACCCGUAAUACAGUGAUUCAUCUAUUGUGGUGUGUGCUACUUAUAUUGAUAUAAACAGUGUAGAAAGGAAGAGCGUGAAUAGAAAGCAAUUAGUAUGGAAGUACAAGAACAACGAAGUUCAAGACAAUUAUUGAACAUUUUGCAAAUUAACGAUUUACUAUAUGGUUUUUCUAUUUUACCAAGUAACUCUGUAAUUUUGUGCUAAAUAUAAUUCGGUUGUCCUCACCUGUGUUCUCCUUCACUACAGGAUAAAUAAAUAAUCAUGAACUACUUUAUCAAGUGUUUCCUCCGUGAUAGUGUUUAACUAUCUGAUAAAACCAAGUUCAAUUAUUUGAUAGUAAAGAGAAAAGUACAAACGAAUGUAAUUCUUUGAUAACAAAGUUUUAAUAAGUUGUAAGCACAUUCUUUAAAUAUCAUGUUAUUGAUUAAAUAAGUCAUUAAAUUAAUAAAAACUAAAUGAAUUACCUCAUGGUCAGAAAAUGAUAUCCGUGAAAGUGACUAGAAUAAAAUCUAGAACUAUAAAUUUGGUUAUAAGAAUGUUCAAACUAAGGAAGAAACACUGUGAAAUUGGAAAAAAGCGAUCUAAGGUAGUGUGGUGUGAGCUACUUAUAUUGAUAUAAGUAGUAUAUAACGUGCGUUAAAAGAACGUAAUGUCUGGCAGCGGAAGAGGGCAAAGACCAAGACCAAGACCACAAUGGAAUUUGUAAGAAAAUGCAUGAACAAUGGAUUAGUGUAUGCAACAGAAACAGUCCAGUUUGGUUUGAUGCAUGAAUAUUUUGCAAAUUGACGAUUUACUGUAUGGUAUUCGGAUUUUGUUGAGAUAGUCUGUAAUUGUUGUGCGAAAUACAUCCGUUUGUCCCCACCUGUGUUCUUGUUCACUACGGUAGCACUUUAGCCAAAGUUCGAAAUCUUAAAUGUUUGUAGCAUCGGGUUAUUUAGGAAAUAAGAGAGAGCUUUGAUGAAAUAACUAGGACUUAGACGACAUGAUAUCAUAUGUAAUAUUAUUGAAAAGAGACUGAAGCAAAUCACAGUUAUGAUUCUUGUUUUUACAAAGUAUUCAAAAAUAAAACUAGAUUACUGGAAAAAUACAUUUGCUAUAACAUUUUCUUGUUCAAAUUCAUGUAACUUCUCAUUUAUGUUCUAAAAAUGUUAUAACAGUGAAAACUGAAGAAGAACUAUCAAAGGUCGAUAAUAGAAAAAUAAAUAUUUUAAUAUCAAUUGAGAUGGUAGAGAACAUUCGUAGCUCAGGAAGAUGACUUUGGUGGAGUUUUGUCCUCUGAGAUGGAUGAUUUGGCCAUGAAGCUUUCAUUGUUCUUCUGAUCAAUAUCAUCAGCAAAAACUUCUAGUAGAAGUAAAGUGUUCGAAUUCCUCAAAAUAUGACUCACAGCUUGUUCUGUAAACAAGUGACAGGUUAAAGGUCGACAAUGUUCACUCAACAUCAAGGUCUACAGGACAAGCUAUGAGUUAUAUGCGGAGAAAUUCGAAUACUUUACUUCUACUUGAAGUUUGUCUUAAUGAUGUCUUUCAGAA